Molecule: messenger RNA, 2756 nt
Organism: Eriocheir sinensis (Chinese mitten crab)
Lineage: Eukaryota; Metazoa; Arthropoda; Malacostraca; Decapoda; Varunidae
Product: excitatory amino acid transporter-like
Exons: 10
Coding region: 169-2541 (790 amino acids)
Biological process (GO): L-glutamate transmembrane transport
Cellular component (GO): plasma membrane
Molecular function (GO): L-glutamate transmembrane transporter activity; glutamate:sodium symporter activity; neutral L-amino acid transmembrane transporter activity
Source: RefSeq, a predicted model, not a curated record
GAGAGAAACACACUCGCCGCCGAGCCACAUCAUCGUUUAUAUUUAAAAUUACCCGCUUGGUUUCCUCACCUGUCAUAGCCACGGUUUUUUCGAGUGUUUGUGCUAUUAAGAUCAGCAAUUCAGCACACACUCUCUCUCUCUCUCUCUCUCUCUCUCUCUCUCUCUGCCAUGGACCCGAGUAGCAGGUGCCUCUUGUCAGCCGACGACAAGAGCUCUGAGGGGACCCCCUCCUAUACCACCCAUACAAAGGGUGAGAAAGGGACACCCAGCGGGGAUACUGACCAGGAGCAAGAGUUUACACAAGACACUCAUCAUCCGGCAUCAGGAGACUAUGUCUCUUCUAUCGGAAAAAAAUCAGUUCAAUCGUCAGAUAAGAUAUCUAACCCUACGCGCUUCAGUUCCUGUGGAGUCAGUCGGAAGCGAGAUACAGUUCGCAAACCAAGCCUCAGAUUCAAGCCUAUGCGAGAUUCGACCACGGGGGUUAGUGAGCGGCUUACCAAGAGGGAUUCUCAGACCACAUUCGUCCUGCCACCUACUGCUGAUUCUUCCCUGGGCAGAAAAGAUUCAUGUGGUAUUCUGUUCUCUCACGAUCGUCACUCGCGAAGAGUCAGGAGAAAGCCUUCCCUCAUGAGCCUCCCAACCUCACAAUGCUCAGACUAUGGCCUGACGCGUCAAUUCACGCAGUUUGAUGAAACUUCUCUAGAUUCGACGAGAAUGAAACGCGACUCGCUUGUAAGUUGUACCUCCGUACAUGGCACAAUCUUGAAGCCUUCCAUCAUGGCUCAGGGCGAGAUGUUCUCCAAGUGUCAGCGACAAAAGCAGUGGCUUAUGGCCAUCCACGCCUCCGACCCGGACGAGACGCUGCCGAUGCUGAAGAAGCCUGUCUUUCUGGUCGACGAUGGAGGCAAAAUUACACAGCAAACGGUGGCGUCAUGGAUGAAGGAAAACCUACUGCUGGUGAUGACCAUCCUAGGCGUGGUGUUGGGUGUGGGCGCUGGCGCGUUCGCCCGCACCAUUGAGUACUCCUCCCAGACGGUCAUGCUCGUGUCCUUUCCUGGCGAAAUAAUGAUGCGGAUGCUGAAGAUGCUGAUUCUUCCUCUGAUUAUCUCCUCCAUUAUCACAGGUGUGGCCCAGCUGGACGCCACAGCAUCGGGACAAAUGGGAUACCGAGCUCUGGCCUACUAUUUUGGCACAACUGUCUGCGCAGCCGUCACCGGGAUCUUGUGCGUCGUGCUCAUCCAUCCUGGCAGUCCCACUCUCCUCAAGCACUCUACAGGGGAACAGCCGGCCAUCCUUAGCGGCGGGAACAAGAUCACCACUCUGGAUGCUUUCCUCGACAUUGUGAGAAACAUGUUUCCAGACAACCUGGUGAUGGCAAGCUUCUCCUCCACCAAGACAGUCUACAAGGAGAUUCAAAUCGCCCCACGGCUCAACGACUCCCUGGAAAACGACACGAUGCGGUCACUGCUCAACGACACCACUUUCAACGACACAGCCACCCAGACCAAGUACGAACGUUCCCUCACCAGCUCCGAAGGAACCAACGUGAUGGGGAUGAUUGUGUUCUGCGUGGCCUUUGGAUCACUCAUCGGUCGAAUGCCACAGGGAAAACUGAUGGUCGACUUUUUCAUCAUCCUGAAUGAUGUGGUGAUGAAGAUGGUAGAGAUCAUCAUGUGGUAUUCUCCCUUCGGCAUCAUGAGCCUUGUAAUCGGCCAAAUCAUGAGCAUACAGGACCUGCGAGAGACAGCCCAAAUGCUUGGUCUGUACAUGCUGACGGUGAUCACAGGGCUAUUCAUCCACGCCGUGCUGACACUGCCGCUCAUGUACUUCAUGGUGACGCGCAAGAACCCAGCUACUUUCUUCAAGGGCAUGGUACAGGCCUGGAUCACCGCGCUGGGCACUGGUUCCAGCUCUGCCACGUUGCCCAUCACUUUCCGAUGCUUGGAAGAAAAUAACAAGAUAGACAAGCGUGUAACGCGUUUCGUGCUUCCCGUGGGAGCCACCAUCAAUAUGGACGGCACGGCACUUUACGAAGCCGUUGGUUCCAUCUUCAUCGCCCAGAUGUAUGGCAUCCAUUUGGGUCCAGGAGAGCUGGUCACUGUCAGUCUCACCUCGACCCUGGCCAGCAUCGGUGCGGCGAGCAUUCCCAGCGCUGGCCUGGUUACUAUGCUGCUCGUGCUCACCGCCAUCGGCCUUCCAACCGAGCACGCCUCACUCAUCUUUGCUGUCGACUGGAUAUUGGAUCGCGUCCGCACCUCCAUCAACGUGUUGGGGGACGCCUUUGGGGCUGGUAUCGUGAUGCACUUGUGUCGCGAGGAGCUGGAGCGUAUGGGUCCAGCCCAACCCUCGAUCGAGAUGCUGGACCGAGUGGAGUCAGGCCUCCUUCCUACACACACACCGUUAGCUGCCUCGCCACAGCCACCAAUUUCCCCCUCACAGACCUCGCAAAAGGACCUUGUGGCUAUGACUGAGAAGGGUAACGGGCAACUCUGCUGGGGCAGCAACACCGACAAGGGAUCAAAUUCAGAGACGCAGAUCUGAACAGCGAGGAACGGCGUUACGCCCUUUCAAAAACCUGAGAGUGGACCUCAGUGUCUAUUGAUGUCACUACUAAAUGCAAAAUCCCAGUUAUAGUUUGACCUCGUGUUGUACUGAACCAGCGACUCUGCUGAAGGAGAAUUCAUAUGACACACACACACACACACACACACACACACACACACACACACACACACACAUACAUGCACACAUACAUA